Molecule: messenger RNA, 1130 nt
Organism: Clunio marinus
Lineage: Eukaryota; Metazoa; Arthropoda; Insecta; Diptera; Chironomidae
Source: the annotation of a GenBank genome assembly
AUCAUUCCCUCGACAUCUUCAAGAUGAAAGUUGUAUUAAUUCUGACAAUAUUCGUUGCUUAUCUCGGUUAUACCGAAUCAUCGGAAACCAAAUGUUUCCCCGUUGUAACUGGAAAUUGCAGACAAGUCAUCCGGGCAUAUCGUGACACGAUUAAUGGAUUCAUUCAAAAUUUCCGACAAAUCUUCCAAAAGAUCAAGAGAGUUGCCAGAAGAUCUGGAAGAUUAACCAACUGUACUGAAAGGAAAUUCAACCGAUGCCGAAAUCUUGAAGCCAGAGCUGACAGGAGAGAAGCACGAAUGGAAAACCGUAAAAACAGACUUCAAGCGCUCUUGAACAGGGAAAAUAAGCCAAGAAACUAUGAACAAAGAGUGACAAGAAUCAUUAACAGAGUUCAAACCCUCAUUGGAAGAAUCAGGAACAUUGAAGACAGACGUCAAAGGCAUAAUUGUGAUGCACCAUGCGUUGAUCGUUUGGUAGAAAUCAGGGCAUUGGUUCAAGAAAUUUACGAUGCUUUGAUGUAUUGGGUCGGCGAAGUCCAACGGUUCAUGGACUUCAAACCAGAAAACCUUCGUUGCUACGAAAGAUUCAUCAGAAGACUUUUCAACAUUUUCAAACAAGCUGUUGAAAACUACGCCGAAGCUUCAGCUUCAUUGCGUGCAACUUUCACCUGGACUAACAUUCUUCCUGAAGAAGCAGCAGACAGAUGGAGUCAUGAUGACGAAGACACCGCUGCUCAAGGAGACUUGAAUGGUGUUGCUGUCUUGUUGCAAAAUUUCUCAGGCUACAUGAGUGGCGAUCUUGACACUGUAUUGAGUGAAUUGUACUCUUAUUCAGCAGAUGAAGGAUCAUGGAAUGAAGGUUUCGCAGAAGAAAAACAAUUCUUCGAAGAAGUCCUAGCUAUGGAUGAUCUUGACGAUGCACUUAAAGCUGAAGUUCAAGAUAUUCUUAAUGAAAUCGGAGAAGGAGAAGCAUAAACUGAAUCAUCAUUUUAACUUCGUUUUCACAAAAAACUAAAAAUGAUUUGAUAAAAAUUUGAUAUUAAAGUUGUUUCCAUGCCUGGGUUGCUACUCAACUUCAUUAAGGCAGAAACAUUCUUCUUAAAAAUAAAGUAAAUAUUCACAAGACACAUU